GUUCUUUUUUCUCCUUCUUGGCGGCUGCCCGAUGGCACCUUUUGCCGCUGCUCUGAUAGAAGAAAUUGCAUUGCCUGAAGGCGGCAUUUUUGUCUUGCAAUAUGUGUUUCAAACAAUAUUUGGAGCCCUCCACAUUCAAAUGGGAACACUCGUAGGGCUGGUAGGCGCAUCGCCUUUUAUCCUUCAGUUCCAUCUUCACUUGAGCCCUUAGGACUUGUUCAUUUCGGGACAUUAUUAUUUUAUUUAAAAUAUUCCACUAUUUGCUGAAAAAUUCAUAAUUAUUAUUAUUUAUAAUUUGUUUUGUGUUUUUUUUUUUUUUUCGGGUUAUGUUCAAACAAUUAAAUCGAUAAGGCACCAGAUGGCGUACAGGUAAAGCUCCCACCCAAUCAGAUUUAGAUGUUCGUACUUCCCGCCUUAAUUACAACGAGGUCGACCAAUGAGAAUUGAGAAUAAUCUAACCCAUUUCCGUUAUCUUGUCAGUCAAAAGUGUCAACCUCCAAAAUGAUUUUUAGGCAGUUUAAUGUUUUCUUUAAAGCAUUUGAGUGACUAUUCGGCCUUAUUUGAUGGGAAUUUGUGUGUUUUAAAUUAAAAAGUGAUUUAACGGACACUUUCUAGUGCCAAUACUUGAAAAAUAUUUAGUAGAAAAUAGACAGUGUUGACAGUUGUACUUACCGUGGUAGGUCGGCCAUCGAGCAGUGAAUAACAUCUUUCCACGACUGCCGUGUAUGUAUUUUACAAAUUUAUUAAUAAUUUACCUUAUUUCGCAUAUAAAAAUUAUCGCAAACUCUAAAGCAAACCGUACUCGACACGUUCACACUAACUUUUCGUAUUUAACUCUCGAAAAACCACUUAAAAUCACUAACUUUGUGACGGGAGUUGGACUUCGUGGAAAUCCCAAUAUAGAAGUGACGCAUACACGAUUAUCAAAGGGACUUUAUUACAUUUUCAAAACUCGUGCUAGUGAUUGACAAAAGUCCCAUUAAAUAGGCGUGAUCAUUUAUUUGAAAAAGCGAUGCUUUUCAAUUGUAAAUUUACUAUUCAAUGAAUCGAAAUUUCACUAUAAUAAUAAAACGUAGCGCCAUCUAUUUCACUGACCACAUUUUCGUGUCGUGUAAGUGUAAAUGGCAGGCCCGAGCCCGAGCCCUAGUCCUGGUAGUUGUAGCGAUAAAUGGUAUUUUACUAAAGAGCAGUUGGAAAAUACACCAUCAAGGAAAUGUGGUUUCGACGCCUAUAAGGAAUUACAAUGCAGACAACAGGCCGCUAAUUUCAUACAGGACAUGGGACAAAAGUUAAAAGUAUCUCAACUGUGUAUUAAUACAGCAAUAGUCUACAUGCACAGAUUUUAUGUAUUCCACUCCUUCACGAACUUCCCGUGGCAUCAGAUGGCAGCUGCAGCACUUUUUUUGGCCGCGAAAGUCGAAGAACAACCUAGAAAAUUAGAGUACGUUAUUCGAGUAGCGAAUAUCUGCAAAAAUCCCAGAGAUAAAAGUUUUGAUAUUAAUUCUGAAAGAUAUAUAACCCAAUCACAAGACUUAGUUUUUAAUGAAAAUGUUCUACUUCAAACACUUGGCUUUGAUGUUGCCAUAGACCAUCCACAUACUUACGUUGUAAGGUGUUGUCAUUUAGUUAGAGCAAGUAAAGAUUUAGCACAAACUUCGUAUUUUAUGGCUAGUAAUAGUUUACACCUUACAACAAUGUGUAUCCAAUACAAGCCUACCGUAGUGGCAUGUUUUUGUAUAUUGUUAGCGUGUAAGUGGUCAAAUUGGGAAAUACCAUUAUCAAACGAGAAGAAGGAAUGGUACACUUAUGUUGACCAAACUGUAACUGCUGAACUUUUGCAGCAACUGACUAGUGAAUUUUUAGUUAUUUUUGAAAAUUGUCCUUCGAGAUUGAAGGAGAAAAUUAUGGCUAAACAAGAAAGUUCCAGUAGUCCAUUUGAACAAGAAAAGAAACCAGAAAAUAGUUCAAGAACUUUAGAAUUCAAAGGUGAAGAUCCUCAUAAACAUAGAGCCUCUAGACCAACAGAUGCUUUGGCUAGUCAUCGGACUCAAGAACAACGAGAGAGAGAACGCAAAGAAAAAGAACGUAUUGCCCAUAUGAGCGGAAUAACUUUGCCUCAUCCGGCGCAUCAUCAUAGGCCAGAUCCUAAUAAGCUGAAGCCGCACACCCGAACGUCGACGAGUGGCCCUAGUUUUCCUUCGACAAACAGAACCGAACCCAGAGAUAUUUUAAGGGAUGCUAGUAAAGAUUCGCCCUUUGGUGUACCCGCGGUUCGCGAUCCGUAUGUAGCGCGCAGUGAUAAAGAAGUGCCAAAGCGCGACUCGUUACUCAAAUCCAGUGUACAGACCGAUCAGAACAGUUUAACAAAUUAUUCAGAUGUGCGACAACAGCGUAUCGAUCCUAGCCGGCCUAGGGCCGAUCCAACAAAAUCCGCGUCCAAACAAGAAAUGAUGCGGCGGUAUGAGGAACAAAAGCAUCCUCAUAUAAAAACCGAAACGGACAAUAUCAAAAAACAUCUAAGUUCUAGUUUUGAUAAAAACAGUGCUUACCUUAAUAAAUCCUCUUCAAGUUCUACCUCGCAAAAAAUAAAAGAAUCGCCUUUUAAUUUAGAUAGUAAAUCCGUCCCAAAAACUAACACGGUUAACCCCAAGCAGCAACAGUUUAAUGGUAACCCAAAUGGAUCUUAUAAUAAACCUCAAGAAACUGAUGUUAAAAUAAAGACUGAACCUAUUCAUAUAAAAGAAGAAAUUCCUACUCCUCUUGUCAUCAAGCGACCUAGUUUAUUUUCACCUGAACAAACACCGCAGCAUCCUCAACUUCCAAUUACCAAAACUGAACCUGCAUUACCAUCUCUAACCACUUUGACUGCAUUAUCUCCAAUCAAUUCUCCUCCAAGUGUACCAUGUACAAGAAAUCGAAAUUACUCUAGUGGGUCAGAACCAGAACUAAGACCAACCAUGAAAAAAAUAGAUCAAGUCGAAGGAUUUGAAAAUUUGAUGCGUGAUAGCACAAUUGGAAUGACUCACAUGCACAAAAAUGAUUCUGUUUUAGCAAAACCAGAACCAGAAAGUCCCGUUAAAGACGUUAAGCCAAUAGUAAAUGGCUUAGAAACCAACCCCACCCUGAUAAGCAACCUUUUAAAAGAGGUUGCUACCACUUCCCACCUCCCAGGUGUAGCAACUACCUCAAUAAAACAAGAAGUUGUUCAGAAUACGACCGUUGCGAAUUCUUUACCUGAACAAACGAUAGAAAAAGAACACCGCCACAAGAGUAAAAAGAAGAAGGAAAAACACAGGCACAAGGACAGGAGCAAAGGGGAAGAAAAGGAGAAGAAGAAAAAGCACAAGGACAAAGACCGGGAGAAGCACAAGCAUAGAGAAAGGAAGGCGGAGGCUCAACCGUUGCCGAUGAUGAGCGAGCCGAUUAAGAUCACAAUUCAGAAGGACAAGAUUCAGCCGUUGAAUCAGCUCAAAAUUAAGAUUCCUAAAGAUAAAAUUAAGACUGAGGGUAUAGUGGAGCCAAUGACUUUGUCACAUGUUAGUUCAGGAGGUUUAAAAAUAAAAAUUCCUAAGGAUAAAAUCAACAACUGCAAUACAAGCAGUCUCAAUUCCUUGGACGUUUCAAUUAGUAAUAGUAGCCGUAAAAGAGACAGGGAGCGAUCCUCUCCUACCAAUUGUACUCCGACUCCACCUUUGAAGAUUUCCAAAUCGAGUUACAAAGAAUUUAAACAGAAUGGCCGAUAUCCUUACAGUAAGGUGACGCAAGGUGAUGGCGCUACUCCAGUUCUCAGGUUGGCCGAAUCUAAGUAUACCAAGGGCUCAUCGUAAGGUUAAAGCAACAAACAAUUUAAACCUAGAAAAGAGAAAAAAAUAAACUAUGGUGCAAUAGGAAUAUGAAGAAAAUAAUAAGUUUUUUUUUUUUUAAAUUAAUUAAGAGAUUAGUGCGAAUAAGUAAAUUGAUUUCAAAUUUUUUUGUUAUUAAGGGGUGGCUCUUUGUUUGAUUUAUUUAGCAACUUAAUUCAUAUCAAAUUUAAUAGUUUGUUGCUUCUGAGCCUAAAGAUUUAGAUAAUGCCAAUUUGUUCAAAGAGUCACUCGAUAACAUCCAUAUGGUGCUCAAUUAACACAAUUUUCUUGGUAUCUUGCAAAUUUUUUACAUAAUACAUAUUUCCUAUAUUAAUUCAGAGGAUGGCCUUAUUUUAUAUACAUACACCUUUGUUAGGAUACCAAGAAAGUAAUGUUAUAAUAAUUUAUUUCUCUGUCAUCAUGGGUUUAUUUGGAUAUGUCCACAUAUCCAAAUAAACUCAAUUUUGUGCCUUUAUGCUUCUUUUUGUACAUUUUAUGUAAUAUAGUUUCAGUGUGGUGCGGGUGAAUAAUUUCGUAAAACUUGCCUCAUUAUUGUAUAAAUUUUUGGCAAUCUUUGAACGGGCUUGUGUGUUGAAUGUGAUAGGAAAAAAAAAAAAAAACGAAAGAAUAUCCUUUAAAUGUUCGAUCCAAGAGACUGAAAUCCGUUCUUAAUUCGAUAGUGAUGUUUUGGAUCGUGGAUUGUAAAUAUCUAGGACUAUUUUAAUUUAAGGCUGUAAUAUUUAGGCGGGGGCAAUUGUAAGAAUUAUUAUACGUUUUCUUAUUUUCUUCGCUUAUGGUAUUUUUUGCCAUUAACAAAAUACGUUAUUUAUAAUGUAUAACCAAAAACUAGGGGAUUAUAGGCUAUAUGUAAUAAGAUAAGAAAUAAAGGGUUUUAUUUAAAACUUGGCAAAGUAUAAUGAAAUAGUGAUAUUUUUAUUCAAUGAAUUAUUGAAUUCACCUCAACAUAGUUCUCAUAAUAAGUUUCAACUAUUUUAAAUUUAAUUACUGGAACCUUAAUGAGUUGAAGAUUCUUUUGCAAUACUAAGGCUGUCCUACAUUAGAUUAGUUCUCUAUUAAAUUAUUCUGUUUGGAUUUAUUCAAAAGUAUUGGGUUACUUUUAUGAAAGAGACUCUUCAAUUUCCAAUUACCAAAAGUUAGACCGGAUAUUAUACAAUGCUAUUCUGACAAUCCAUUCAAACACUAUUUUGUUAUAAAGCCAAGACAUUAUUUGUAAAAAAUUGGGUUUAUUUUUAAGUUAACAAAAAAGUGGGCUGUGUAGCACAAUGAUUCACUGCCUCGUCUACUUUUCAAGUGCCAAAUUACUUCUUGGACGGCAGUGGCUAAUAAACAUAAUCUCGUGUCUCAUUUUUUUUUUUCUUGAAAAAUCUCCGUAUAGUAAUAAUAAGCAAUUUGCCCCUUAAUAAGGCAAAAUUAAUUAGAAAUGUGAUUAAAAAAUUAAUACUUUAUACACUUAGAACAAAAAAAAAAAAAGACAAAAAAGCAAAAUAUUUUUUACAUUUUCGCAUCAAUUCAAUGAAUUUUGUUGGUGUACAUAUAUUUUUUAAAGUAGGUUCAAUGUGGAAGGCAUUGGCAACGGUGCCUGUUUUGUUUUUAGGUUUUUUUUAAUGUUACUAUUACUUGUAAUUAAUUAUUUAUUGUUAUUUUGUAAUAUAUUUUUAAAUUUUUUUAAAAAAAAAUAUUUGUUUUUACGUUUAUUUUGAUUUAAUAAUAUAACCUGAUUAUCCAAGGGCUACCCUGCAAUUUCAUAAACUAUUAUAAAACCCCAUACAAAGCGAAUAAAUACACUAUUCAAUUAUUUCCUAAGAAAAUACAAUAAACUUUGGAUAAUCAAGGUUCUAUUGUAACUUUCAACAAAAAUCAGAAAUCCAUCAUCACCGAAAUGAUUUCUAAUUUUGUGUUGGCACAAAGACCUGUGCAAUGAACAGUUAUUAAAAACGUUUUUAAUGGUUGGUAAUUUUCUGAUCUGUUUAUCAGAAAUAUGUAAACUAUGAUUAAAUUUGUGGCGUAAAAAGACAAAAUAAAGGUUUAUGAUAAAAUUGGCCACAUGACGGGAAAAGCGUGAAAUUGCUUGCCAGAUGGAGCAAAAACCCAUGAAACUUUCGUUUCAUUAUGUUUUUACUUCCAAAAAAACCUAUAAAUUAGUAGGUAUCAAAGUUUACCCACACAUAUGAGUGGAAAGUCUUUCUUUUUUCCCAUCAAUUAUAAUUAAGUAUGACAUAUAGUUAUAUUUUUAUAGAAUAGAAAAAUUCAAGGAUAUUAUAGUCACUGUAUAAAAAAAUAGCCCUAUUCCUUGAACAAACGAAUGCCUACAUUGAAGCAAUAAAAAUAAAACAUGCUAAUUUUUUUUUGGGCCAAAUAAUAUACCAUAUACCUAACCUAGCUAGGUACAAUCAAUAUUAUUAUUAACAGUUUAGAUUGAAUUAUUAAGCUUUCGAAAAUACGGGUUUUUAGUUUAAAAGUUUUCCGGCAAUUUCUAUCAGUAAAUUUGUAAUUAAUUCGGCCAUACUUACUAAUUUUAGUCGUAAGAUCAUAUUGUGUAUUUGUAAUUAAUUAUUUAUAUUCAGUAAGUUAAAACGGAAUUAAAGUUAUAUAUACUUUU
Messenger RNA from Ceutorhynchus assimilis (cabbage seed weevil), 6462 nucleotides. Lineage: Eukaryota; Metazoa; Arthropoda; Insecta; Coleoptera; Curculionidae. The record is from the annotation of a GenBank genome assembly.